Messenger RNA from Trichoderma virens Gv29-8, 1623 nucleotides. RefSeq lists its product as uncharacterized. The transcript has a single exon. NCBI's taxonomy places the organism in Eukaryota, Fungi, Ascomycota, Sordariomycetes, Hypocreales, Hypocreaceae. Gene Ontology annotation, molecular function: nucleic acid binding. The record is from RefSeq and is a predicted model, not a curated record. Bases 1 to 1623 code for a protein of 540 amino acids.
AUGGGUUCUGCAGCCUAUCACGACUUCAACGCCGACGGCUGCGGCGUCGACGAAGUCCCCAGGUUCAGUCUCUCUCACUCUCCCGAGAGUCUCAGGACAGCCACCACUCCAGGCACCCCAGACGACAUCCAAAGCGAGUUUGGCGAGGCAGUUAAUGCUGCCCAAGCCUCCUCUUCUUCCGCCGCCAGAGCCACUUCGGCUCUCAGGGUAUUCACCCACCAGCCCAACGACUCCAUCUCGUCAAUCAGCGACUUUGUCAUGGCCACCAACGGCCCCAAGCCCAUCUUGGGCGCCGAUAUUCCUCGCUUUGGCAACAACCUUGGCGCUGGAAGCCGUGCUGCUCAGAUCUGGGCACCGCCGUCGGUGCCUCUCGACCGCAGCGCUGCCGUUGAGAGACAGAAUGCUGCACACUUCCGUUGGGGCUCGUUGGACACCCGCAGGAGCUUGGUUGCUGGUCAUGAGAACCCAUUGGCGCGUUUGCCGCCUUUCUUGACCAACCAGCGCCAGCUUUCUGCUGUGGUUGACAACCCCAACGUAGGUCGUCCAUUCAGCUCUGAAACUGUUGCUUCUGAGCAACCGUUUCCCCGCCAGCCAUUCACGCAGCCCAAUGUCAAUGUGCCUCGCCAGUAUCACCAUGACGACCAAGGGCUCCCCGUGAGACGAUAUAUCCCUCCAUCCAGCAACAGCAACUCUUCUUUCGACCUCUCGGGUCUCCACGGCGCCUUGCUGAGCUCGACUGCCUCCGCCUCCGAAGCUGACGAUACUCAGCCUCUUGGAAUCGACAUCCUGCGUCUGUCCCCUCCCAGGAUUCAGCCUGUCCGACAGCCUAUCCCUCCUCCUGCUCCGGUCCAGGUUCCUCCCAAUGGGCAGCCUCAUGGCUUCUUGCCCAUGCAGGCUGUGAUGCAGCAAACUCCCCCUGGAGUCUUUGCCCACGAAUCCUGCAUCGACGCCUUUGGUUCGUCCAAGUUCUCGACUCGAUAUCACGGUAUGCACACCGAGACCAAUGCCAGCGCCGAGCAUCUAACUCCAGAGCAAAACUGUGCUCUCUGGCUCACGAACCUCCCCCCUGGAGUGUCUACCCACGAGCUUCUCUCCGCCAUCCGCAACGUUGGCCGCGUCUGGUGCAGCUACGUCAACUAUCCCGACUACGUGACCCAUCAAACCGCCGCCGCAAAGGUCGUCUUCUUCACUGCCGAAGCCGCCCAGCAGCUCCUCAGUGUCUCCUGGACCCGUGGCCUCUUCAUUCAAGGCUACCGCGUCAAGGUCUCGCACAACCGAAUCAAAUACGGCAGCCAUGCCAUCACUGGCAAAAUGUCACGAUGCCUCAUCAUCACGGGCCAUGCCGACUUUGUCAACGAGGCCAGUCUCACCAAGUUCUUCAAAGAUCGCUUCAUCUUCCAGGUCGACGAGGUGGUCGAGCUGAUCAAGGCGGGAGGCCGGGCUGUUGUGGAGUUCAAGUUUGGAAGUUAUCGCUGCCAGUCGCAGAUGGGCAAGAUGUCCCUGGAAAAGGAUCGCCCCGCUGGCUUCGAGAAGGUUGAGUUUGGAGACGAUCCUUGCGAGGUUGGCGAUACCAUGGCGUCGUAUGGGAUUGCUGCAGAGAGAAUCCAAGGCAGAGGUCUUUGA